AUGAGAUCAGCGACCCCUGACGCGCAACGUAUCGCCAUACAUGAGUUUAUGGCACGCGAGCUCGCCGAAUCCAACCGGCGAGGCUUAAUUCCCUCGCGCCCUUCACGUAAUGAGGCCGUGAAGAUGGAAACCUCCUCCUACUCUGGAGAAGGUAAGGACCGGUUGUCGCUGAAUCGGUGGUUCCGAGAAGUUGAUAUCGCCAUCGCCUCGAGACUUCUUGAGGCUCCCCAGGCGAAGGUCAACUUUCUUCUUUCCCGCCUCACCGGGAAGGCCAAGGAGUGGGCCCUUGGUAAGCUCGUUGUGGACGAGCACGCAUUCCCCACCUUGGAUACCAUCCAGGACGAUCUCCGUCUUGCCUUCGAGCCACCACAAGAGGAGAAACUGGUGCGAUCAAGAUUCCUGUCGAUGCGACAGGGUAAAAUGGCGAUGCGCGAUUACGUACAGAUGGCUAGGCAUCUGGCGUCGUGUAUUAUCACGCACCCCAUGGACAUGUACACGCAGGUGAAUGUCUUUGUGGAUGGUAUGCGUGAGGGGCAGACCCGCUUAUCGCUGGAGCGCGCCGAGCCUGCCACAUUGGAGGAGGCAUUUGCCAUCGCACUCCGUGAAGACUUUAGGGUCACAAAGGCAUAUGCCAAACCCUCGGUCGUCAGCGUUCCCCGGCCUUCUGGUCCAGAACCUAUGGAGAUCGACGUUAUUGAGUCGUCGGGUGACCGGCGACGUGUCUUUCAUCAUAAAGGUGACGCUCGCACCGGGCGUCAAAUGGUUUGA
Peronospora farinosa is the source of this 768-nucleotide messenger RNA. NCBI's taxonomy places the organism in Eukaryota, Oomycota, Peronosporomycetes, Peronosporales, Peronosporaceae. The record is from the annotation of a GenBank genome assembly.